Molecule: messenger RNA, 267 nt
Organism: Penicillium macrosclerotiorum
Lineage: Eukaryota; Fungi; Ascomycota; Eurotiomycetes; Eurotiales; Aspergillaceae
Exons: 2
Coding region: 1-267 (88 amino acids)
Source: RefSeq, a predicted model, not a curated record
AUGAAGGUCCAGAGCAUCUUGUUUUCCCUCUUCGUUGCUGCCUCCGCGGCACCUUCUGCAACAGCCUCCAAGUCUUUGGAAUUUAGCGGAAGCCAACUCAAAGGUGUGAUCAACGUGCUCAACAGCUAUGGAAAAGGAAACAUUCCCGCCGCCGAUCAGAUCAUUAAUUGCACUGUGACUUAUACCCUGUCACUGAGCACUGGACCUCCAUACACCAUUGACCUGGCGACUCUCGAUCUUUCUGGAUGCACCUAUUCUAGCGCUUAA